UUUGCGAGGCAAAAUGGUCUGUUAUCCUAUUAUUCUGUUAAUAGCCGGGCUAAAGCAACAUGAUAUUUCCAGUACACUUACGAGUACAUUAAACCAUUUGUUCGUAAAUUGCAAAAAUACGGAGAAUUCGGUUUAUCCUAUUCCAUCAGCUCUGCCCGGACCUGAGUCAUUCAAAUUACAUAAUUAUCAUCAUGAAAAGGAAACAGAUGAAUAUGAGGACGAUCAUUAUCAUGAAAGUAAUGCAAAAUAUUUCAACAACAAUUUAGAUAAAUCACUAUUUUCUGAGAUCAAAGAUAAUUUGAAAGAAAUCAUAACCCAUUACAAUCCUAGAGAUAAAAAAUCUGAAAAUAUAUUUGGCAAUGAUCUAAAGUCUGAAGCAACACUUCCUGUAUACAAUAAAAAUAAUGAAAAACAAAUGAAUAGAAUUGGACAAUAUUUUGAGAACUUAAAUUCCAAAAUUAUUGAAGCCAAUUCUGCGGAUGAAAAACCACAAUUAAGAAGUAGAAAUAAACUCAACAGCAUUGCUAUUCCUACUAUAGACGACAUUAAAUCACUCAUACAAAUUCUAAAACAAAAAAUACCUUUACAAUCCUCUUUUUUUUAA
Molecule: messenger RNA, 604 nt
Organism: Pararge aegeria (speckled wood butterfly)
Lineage: Eukaryota; Metazoa; Arthropoda; Insecta; Lepidoptera; Nymphalidae
Exons: 3
Coding region: 14-604 (196 amino acids)
Source: RefSeq, a predicted model, not a curated record